Molecule: messenger RNA, 945 nt
Organism: Rotaria socialis
Lineage: Eukaryota; Metazoa; Rotifera; Eurotatoria; Philodinida; Philodinidae
Source: the annotation of a GenBank genome assembly
AUGUUGCUUGAGACGGCUAAUAAUAUAGAUUCACUAAUUCACAUAAUCUUUGCUAAUUUAGGUGAUGAUAGAAUAUUAAUAUUUGCAAGUGAUGAACAACUUAAUAUUUUGCAAAAUGCACGCGAAUUUAUCGUCGAUGGUACAUUUAAAGUGGUACCAGAGAUAUUUUAUCAAUUAUAUAUCAUUCAUAGCGUGCACCGGGAUCAUGUAAUUCCAGUUAUCUAUGUUCUAUUACAUCGAAAAAAUGCGGAUACUUAUUAUCGUUUAAUCAAUAAAAUACUCAAGUUUGCGCCUCGUUGGUCUCCACGCUCAAUCAUGCUCGACUUUGAACAAGCUUGUAUUGGCGUUUACCAAACAAUGUUCCCUACCGUCUUAUUGUCUGGAUGCUAUUUUCACUUAAGACAGAGUAUACAUCGUAAAUUACAGGCACUACGACAUAAAAAUCAAUAUGAAAGUGAUCCAUUAUUCGCGCAUAAUGUUCAUAAAAUAGCGGCUUUGGCAUUUCUGGAACCAACGAACGUCAUUAAUGGAUUCGAACAUUUAUCAAUUGAUCUUGGUGAUGAUUACGAAACAAUUCUUGAUUACUUUGAAGAAACUUACAUCGUCGAAAUUCUGAAGCCUCACAAUUCAGUGUAUUCAUCUGUGAUUCAUACGAAUACAAAUGAUGCUCAAGCGGAGUGCAGUACUUCAACAAGUAGCGAAGAUUCUAGUGGAGAUGAAUCCGACAGCUCAGAUAACACCGAUUCGAGCAAUAUAAAUGAAGCAAAACCCAAGCGCCGUAAAAAAAAAGACGAGGCUACUAAGUCAUUAUCAACAUUAGCAAUAACAACAAACGCAAAUUUACCAAAUCUACCAUUAUCAUCAUUAACAACACUGACAAUUAAACAAAUCCAUUCGAAUUGCCUCAUGAUCGAAAACAUCGACAAGAAACUUAUAACAAGUUAA